This is a messenger RNA of Bolinopsis microptera, 1414 nucleotides long. RefSeq names its product carbohydrate sulfotransferase 1-like. Gene Ontology annotation, molecular function: N-acetylglucosamine 6-O-sulfotransferase activity. The transcript has 2 exons. NCBI's taxonomy places the organism in Eukaryota, Metazoa, Ctenophora, Tentaculata, Lobata, Bolinopsidae. The record is from RefSeq and is a predicted model, not a curated record. The coding region runs from base 63 to 1316 and encodes 417 amino acids. Gene Ontology annotation, biological process: sulfur compound metabolic process; N-acetylglucosamine metabolic process.
CACCCGCUUGCCUUUGUUUUCAAGCACACAAUACAUCAUCAUUGCUGAAUAGGAAUCUGAAUAUGAAGUCAGAAGGUUUGCGCCUGAUAGCUGCAUUUCUUGCAGGGUUUCUUUUAGUUCCGCUCCUUUUUCUUUUCUUUGUACAAUCUUCAAAAGAGGCAGACACAGAAGAACAUGCCAAUGGAAUCUACAACCCGCCCCAAGAUCAAGCGUUUAAUCUCAAACUCAACCCAAACAAGAAGUUCAUAAUCGUAUUGGCAGCAUUUCGGAGUGGGUCUACGUUUUUAGGAAAUCUGUUCGACAGUAAUCCUACGUUGCAUUACAUGUUUGAGCCGUUUCACAGUGCUCAUAUCCGGAACCUUCGUACCAGAGGUGCUCUAUUCGGAGUGAGACCUGACCACACGGAGAGUGACUUGAGGAUGUUGUAUCUCCAGCAGAUGUUACACAACUGUACCAUCUACCUCACUCCAUUUCCUGAAAAGCACCAGUGGUGUGGUACCGAAGAGGAACAUCUACAUCGCUUCAAUUCGACAGAGUGCGUGAGGAAGAUGUGGAAGAACGGAGUGUCACAACAAGAGAUCUGUAGAUACCGGAACACUACCGUGAUCAAGGUUAUAAGACUAGAGGAUCUGUCUGAUAUCCUGAAAAUAGCCCAGAUAAGAUCAGCGAAUAUCCAGAUUAUCCAGCUCCUAAGACACCCUGUGCCUUUGAUGAUGUCUCGACGUACUGGAGGCAAAGCUUUUAUGUGGGACGACAGAACUAAAGUCGAACCCGAUACUAAUAAUGGUAGCGACAUCACUCACAGGCGAACCAAAAUAGCAUGGGAAUCGUUUAACUACUGUAACAACCACUUGAAGGCUAUGGAGCUGGUUGAAAAUGAUCCUUGGCUGAAAGACAGAUACUUGAGAGUCACUCAUCAUGAAAUGUCACUUAAACCUCUCGAAACUGCAGAGAAGGUUUACUCAUUUAUUGGGGCUACUCUAACCGAUGGUAUUAAAGAGUACAUUCGAAAUAUAACUGAAGCCGAAUCAGAAGGGUUUAGAAAUGCGCCUACACAUGCUUUAAAUGUGUACAGGAAUUCUACGGAUAUUGCCACAAAAUGGAAGGAAUUGGUCUCGGCAACGGUUAAAUAUCGGGACGUUUUCACCAUUGAAGCUCAGUGUAAACGGAUGUUUAAACCAUUGAUACAUGAAUUUUCUGUUGACACAAUACCUGACUUACAGCUGAUGAAAAUAAACUCAGCAUUAGAUGUGUUAUAUGACGAAAUUGAUUUUGAAGAAUCUGAUGAACCAGCUAUUUCCAUAGAUGACAAUUGAAAAAGCACUCAUAUCAGCACUGACUGCAUGGAGUUAUCAGCUUUAAAUAAUUAAAUGUGUGAUUAUUUGCUCAUCAUUAUUUAUUGUUUACUAUCAUA